AUGUAUCCUAGCCACCGUCGAUCAAGAACAAUGUACAACACUGUACCUGAAAGUGCAGGUUACUCGGAUGUCCUCCAGCCUCAAAACAUGGGAGGCCUUACUGGCGUUUCUAACGGCGCCGCAUCGAAUUCUGAACUCUCCGACCUUCAACAGUGGGACCUAAUGUGCCCUCGAGAUCAGCGCAGCUUCUUAGCCCCGGAAAAUUGCCCUUCGACACGACGAGGAUCGCUAGGAGCAGACACAUUCGGCUCCCCAUACGCAUGGUCCACAAUCUCUAAUACAGAUAUCCUCUCCACCUCUUCACACAUGUCCUUUGAAGCUUCUACCAGUUCCGAGGCCAACACAUCCUUCAUGCAGGCGUAUGAUGCCUCGGUCGCCUUGCCAGCCACGACCAAUACCUCAAAUAUGUCGGGAUAUGAUCCCCAGCAAAUCGGCAAAUGGUGCAUUGACAGCACCCCCACAGGGGAAUUCUACCAGUCCCAUUCGUACCCAAAUAGGGGUCCUAUGGUCCCAACAGAGCCCUAUUUUGCCUUUGACGUGAACGCCAAUGAGCAAUGGCUUCCUACAGCCCCAACCUCCGCUCCACUUCCCGAUCCGAUCCCAGAAUCCUUGUUCUCAGCCCCACGCUCAUCCCAAAACACCAACCCAUACACAUCUACAGCAACGACGGUGUCAAUAUCCUCUUCACCACCCCGCUCCUUCUCAGACUCAGACUCCCCUCCACCUCCCAGCUCUGCCUCCAACGCAAGCGACUUGAGAAACUAUGGUAUCCCGACAGGUGAUGGGCUUUGGCGCUGCGCCCACCCAGGAUGCUCUUCACAACUCCUCUUCAAACGAGGCUGUGAUUUGAGAAAGCAUUUUAACCGCCACCGGAAGUAUCUCUUCUGUCGUUAUGAGAAGUGUCCUCAGUCCACACAGAAUGGGUUCAGCAGCAAGAAGGAUCGUGCUCGCCAUGAAGCGAAGCAUAAUCCUGGGGUACUUUGUGAAUGGGAAGGCUGUGGAAAGGUGUUUAGUCGGGUCGACAACAUGAAGGAUCAUGUUAGGCGAAUCCAUAGGAAGGCAGGAACUGCAAAGGGUUGA
Penicillium salamii is the source of this 1080-nucleotide messenger RNA. The record is from the annotation of a GenBank genome assembly. NCBI's taxonomy places the organism in Eukaryota, Fungi, Ascomycota, Eurotiomycetes, Eurotiales, Aspergillaceae.